AUUUUCGAACUCUGUCCACCUUAGUUAGUACCACGGGCGCUUGUGGUACUGCAGCGGAUGCGGUAACUGUUUCAAGUCCCUUUUCAUCCUCGGCGAAUGGGUUUCCACCCGCUGUGUGCGGAACAUUAACGGGACAACACAUGUAUUUUGAAACGGGCACAAGUGGAACAUCAGCUGGGACGCUCUCCAUUGCCAAAGGAACUGGAGCUGGGAGUCGCACCUUCGAUAUCAAAGUCACAUACUACACGUGCGACAAUCUGGCCAAAGCUCCCCCUGGAUGCACACAAUAUUUCACCGGACAAAGUGGAUCCUUCCAAUCCUAUAACCACGCAGGGGGUCAGCUUUUGACCAGCCAACUCUAUAGCAACUGCUUUCGACAAGAACCUGGUUUUUGCCGUUUGAGUUUGACAGAAUCCGCUACUGAAACACCAGACCCGUUCUUGUUAUCGGCUCCUCCUGGUAUGGCUGAGUCAACUUGUGCUGGACUUAGUCAUAUAACGGUCAUGACGUCUUUGGCUGGAAUGGCAUGCGGAGGUAUUCUUGGGAAAGACGGGGAUUCGGGUCCAGCCACAGUGACUACUACUUCAGGAUCCUUUGAAGUUGGAGUUCGAAGCCUAGCUGCUGGGACAGCCGGUAUCACGGGCUUCAAUCUGGACUAUGAACAAGUGGCAUGCGCAUAGAUCAACGAUAGAACAUUCACGUGUUUUCUUAUUUUUGUUUAGAUUUUGAAUAAUGGCAUGCUUAUUCGUUGAAAUGAAUGAUGGUUCACACAAAAAAACCUGCCCGUAACCUUGGGUCAUA
Tigriopus californicus is the source of this 801-nucleotide messenger RNA. RefSeq lists its product as uncharacterized. The record is from RefSeq and is a predicted model, not a curated record. Lineage: Eukaryota; Metazoa; Arthropoda; Copepoda; Harpacticoida; Harpacticidae.